Gastrolobium bilobum is the source of this 1808-nucleotide messenger RNA. Its product is annotated as inositol-tetrakisphosphate 1-kinase 3. The record is from RefSeq and is a predicted model, not a curated record. Gene Ontology annotation, molecular function: magnesium ion binding; ATP binding; inositol-1,3,4-trisphosphate 6-kinase activity. Lineage: Eukaryota; Viridiplantae; Streptophyta; Magnoliopsida; Fabales; Fabaceae. The coding region runs from base 268 to 1338 and encodes 356 amino acids. Gene Ontology annotation, cellular component: cytoplasm. Gene Ontology annotation, biological process: inositol trisphosphate metabolic process. The transcript has 11 exons.
GGUCCCUCCUCAUUCCAUUCCAUUCAAUUCACUCUCAGUGUUCCGUUGCAUUUGCCUUCAUAAACGCCACCUCCAAGCUUCUUCCAAAUCUCUCUUUCUUUCUCCGCCAAGCAAUUUCCCCUUCUUUGUUUCCAAUCUCUUUUAACCAACACCGAUUUCGAUUUCGAUUUCGAUUUCGAAUCCCUGUUACUCUUUCUUUUCUUUUUUCCUGGAAAUUUUCUAGAGAAAGUUCGCUAGGGUUAGGUUUUGGUGUGUGAAGGUGUGAGUAUGAGGUUGAGGGAGGACGGUGCUGAGAAAGAGGAAGUAGUAGAGGAGGUAACUAUGGUUCCAAAUCAAUGGAGUCCGGUUGUGAAUGCUAGAUUUUCUUCUCCCAAGAGAGUGGUUGUUGUUGGCUAUGCUCUUACUUCUAAAAAGAUUAAGAGCUUUUUGCAGCCUAAGCUUGAAGGUUUAGCUAGGAACAAGGGGAUACUGUUUGUAGCUAUAGACCAUAAUAGGUCUCUUUCAGAUCAAGGUCCUUUUGAUAUCGUGUUGCAUAAGUUAUGUGGGAGAGAGUGGCGCCAGGUUCUUGAGGAUUAUAGGCUAUCACACCCAGAAGUUACUGUUCUGGAUCCUCCGGAUGCCAUACAACAUUUACGCAAUCGUCAAUACAUGCUUCAGGCUGUUGCGGAUAUGAACCUUUCUGAUUCCUAUGGCAAAGUUGGUGUCCCUCGGCAAUUAGUUGUCAAGAGAGACGCAUCAGCCAUCCCAGAGUUGGUCAACAGAGCUGGCUUGACUUUACCCCUUGUUGCCAAGCCACUGGUUGCUGAUGGAAGUCCAAAGUCACAUGAAUUAUCCCUUGCGUAUGAGCAGUAUUCCCUUCAAAAUCUUGAACCUCCUCUUGUUCUUCAGGAAUUCGUCAACCAUGGAGGUGUUCUCUUCAAGGUUUAUAUAGUUGGUGAUGCUAUAAAAGUAGUCAGACGGUUUUCAUUACCUGACGUUAGCAAGUGGGAGCUCUCCAAAGAUGCAGGCAUAUAUAAUUUUCCAAGGGUUUCUUGUGCUGCAGCUUCUGCAGAUGAUGCAGAUCUGGACCCCACUGUGGCUGAGCUUCCUCCAAGACCUUUACUUGAGAAACUGGCUAAGGAACUUCGUUGGCGAUUGGGUCUUCGUCUAUUCAACUUGGACAUUAUCCGCGAGUAUGGAACUAGAGAUCACUUUUACGUCAUUGACAUAAACUACUUCCCUGGAUAUGGCAAAAUGCCAGAAUAUGAACACAUAUUUACAGACUUCUUGUUGAGCCUGGGGCAGGGGAAGUAUAAGAAAAAAUCAGGGCAGUACCUUAUAAAGCAGCAGUGUUAUUAAUAAUUUCUGCAUUUUUGCAAUGUGUGGUGGAAGUGCCAGGAAAAACAUUAAAGGCUCCUGUUUUGGGAACUUCGGCCAGUAGUCAACUACUGCUAGCCUUUAUGCAGCCUUUCCAAAGUAACAAAUGUUUGUUGCAUUAGCCAAUAUCAGUACAGGGUCCUCUGCUAAACAUGAAGUUCCAGCUGGUAGCUUGUUGACCGAAGGGGUGCAAGGCCGCAAUUUGAAGGAUGGAUCUGUCUUCGCACCUGGGGUAGUGUUGACCAACAAUGUUGAUAAGUUGAUGGAUUUCAAAUGUACUGACCGUUCUUUGCUGUAUAUAGUUUAAAUUCUUGACAAUAGUACGAAUCUAAUGCAAAUAUCGUGUUCUAUUUUUAGCUGUAUUUAUCUUAGCAGAUUUGCCGAACGACUCAAAAAAAAAUAAAAAUUCUUGUCUAAUUUAUUGCUCUUGCGUGUAAACCAGUUUGACUAGU